AGUACUAUUUAAAUGCGCAGUAUAAAUUAUUUAAUGUACCUAGUUAAAAGUGAAAUAUAAUAAUUGGGAACUCUAUGUUUAAACGUUUAUAUGAUAAGAAAACUGUACGGAUUUUAAUUUUGGGUCUUUAUGAGGCAGGAAAGACGACUACGCUACAUACUUUAAAACUUGGUGAAGUAGUUACCACAAUGUCUAACAUUGGAUUUAAGGUAGAUACAUUGCACUAUAAAAACAUAAAUAUGAUGACAUGGGACAUAGGUGGUAGAGAGAAAGUAAGACCAUUACUGAGACAUUAUUAUCAAGACACAAAUGGUCUGGUAUAUGUCCUGGAUAGUAAUGACAGGGUGAGAUUAAAUGAUGCUUUGACAGAGCUACAUAUCAUAGUAAAUGAACAUGAAUUGAAGGACAUCCCGGUUCUAGUUCUUGCUAAUAAACAAGAUCUUUUGGACGCCAUCAAACCGGAGGAGAUUAUACGUAGAUUACAAGAUGAAAGAUGCAUGCGUGAUAGACGAUGGAUGGUAUUCGGUGUAAGCGCUGCCGACCAAACGAACAAUGGCCUUUUCGAAGCUUUUGAUUGGUUGUCAAAUGAAAUAGCUGCAAAAGAGAAACACAAGUUGGCAUCGAACCUUUUAAAUCGAUCGGAUGCAAACAGAAACAAUGAUAACACGUAUACAAGUUCAAGGACAAAUAUGGACAAUGAUCAUAAGUCUUUCUUUUCAAAUUGUGUUGAAUCUCUUAAAAAGAUGAUGGCUAUAUGAUAUUCACACAGAGGUUAAAAGGAAAUUAUUUCUUGUCAUUAAUUACUAAGUGGUUGAAUAAAAUAAGAGGGGCGGCUAGAUAACUAUAGUUUCGGAUGAUUAUACUACCAUAUGAGAACAGAAUGAGUUGUACUCUUACAAACAUGCACAAAUAAUAAACGUGUUACUUGUUUUGCUUAAGUAUACUGUAUCAGAUGAUCCUCUUUGAAGCCAUCACAAAAAAAAAAUAAACAUUCUUGUAAGACAAUAUUCACGAAUUCAUUUACUGUCCAGUAAUACAUUUGUUGUCUUUAUGAAUAUUGCUGUAAUAUAUGUAAUAUUAAAGUACCCAGUAUAUGAACUAAUAGGUUUUUUCAUUAACAAUUAGAUUUACUGAUAUUAUUAGUUACGCUGCUUGUUGGUGACAGGAUACGGGAUAUACGCUGUCUCCAAAAUCCAUAUCAGGCUCGAGCGAUAUCCGCUGUCGGGGAAAUCCAUAUAUGGAUUUUCGAGACAGCGUUUAUCCCGUAUCCUGUCACCAACAAGCAGUGUAACGAUCUUAUCUUGCCGACUACCCUUUACUUGCAUGCUAUUAUCAACACAUUUUGUAAACUAACAAAGCUACUUACAGUGCAGACUGGAAUCCUACAAAUCAUUUGUUUGGUCAUCACUAGUUGAUUUACACCAGCCAUAAAAUGCACAAUGACAUGUGAUUUGGUUAAAUCACAAAACACAAAAGCUCAUUUACACAGGUUAUGAACUGGUUUAGAUUAGAAACACUAAAAAACUUCUUGUUCCAUCCCUUCGAAAGUUACCGGAUAUCACGAUGUCAUAAAUGUCUUGAUACUUCGGCUUUCAUCCCGUUUCCUGUUAAAUCAUUUAUCUUGCACGUAGAUUAAAUGAUUCCACAAUAAACUGCUGAGUAACAAAUAUGUCAAUUCCUUUAUUUCAGAAUGAUUUAACUAUUUAACUUCCAAAACAAGAUUUCAACGUCCGUGUAUUCCAUACAGAGUAAUUCCGCUUUUACGGCUAACUUUUGCCAAACUUCAUGAGCCUCAACUUAAGUAGAAUGAAAUCGGCAAGAAACACUAACUUUACCCUCGGAAACGAUACUAUCACUGGAGCUGAUAAAUAAUCCGGCUUGAUUCAAUUAAGCCAACAGUGUGGCAGCCAUUUUGUUUUAAUCAAAAUUCAUAUCUGAAAUAUACUAGCAGGAUAUGGAAUAUAUCCUGUCUCCACGUGACGUCUAUUGGCCAAUAGAAAUGCAAGAAACCUGUAGGAGGCAAGAUAAAAAUAAAUAUCCGUGUUGUUACAAAUAGUAUUUUGCUUAUUGUUUGAAAUGGUAUAGUAAAGGAACAAUAGUACUAAAUAGGUAAUCAAGCAGAUAAUGGCGGAAAGAAAAAAUCCUCAUUUUUUCCCUGCUAAAGUGGCAUUUUCAUGUUUUAUGUAAGUCAGUUCCUGUUUUAAUUUCACUGUGGACCUAUACUUGACAUUUUGGUAGUAUUUACAUGGAGAUUUUUUGCAUUUACAGAAAUGUAAACAAACCUUAUUACUCAUGUGUUCAUACUCACAUUUUAGCUGUCAGUUUGGAAGAUAUUCCAUAGCGUUGGCCUGACAGACAAAAAUUCUCUCGUGAUUUUUUGUGGUUUAUAUCUCAUUUAAGAAAAUAAGGCUAGUAAUUGUUUUUAAAAUGGACCUGGCUAUGUGUUACAGCUCUCAGAAGACUGUGAAUUUUUUUUAUUUUUUUUUAUAACAUACAGCAAAUUUAUUUACUACUGUACAGCCGAUAAAAUAUUUCUAUACUCUUCCAACAAAUACAGAUUUAUGAAAUAAAUGAAAAACCCCUUGUUAAACCCUUAAUUUGACUAGACUGUCUAUCCACACUAUUUCUAAUAACGUAUUAUUGAUAUGAAUAAUGUGAAACGAAUGAUAUUUAAAUUCUCUGUAAACAUCAUAAGUGGUAAUCAAAGUUAGAUUGAGUGUUUUACACAGUUAGACGAUAUUAUUAACUUUCUAUGUUACUAUGUUAACGUUAUGAUAAUGCAAACAGUUAUUCCAAGCUUUGUAUUAAGUUAAUGAGCUCAUGAAGCCACUCGGCAAUUUCCGUAUGAUCACGAACUCUCGUUUUGCAAUUCGGCAUACGUCGGACGUAAAUGUAGCUGGCGCGCACAAUACUUUCCGUAAAAAUUCGCAUACGGAGAUUACGUAACUUUCCGAUUGUCAUUACGGGCCAACGACCUUCACAUGAUUGUAUUCUAUACUUACAGAACUCUGGUAUUUUUUGAAUAUUAUCAAGUACUUGUUUGUGUAGUAAGCUCCGGGUAUGUUGGCGUCACUGAAUGGAAAUAAUAAAGUUGUUUUUAUUUAAUAUGCUUGUAAAACGGUUCAAUUUUUACGAAAUGUUCUGUUAAGGUCCGAUAGGUUGAUAUUGACAUAAAUCAUUAUAAGUAGAAGUGAUUAAAUCAUACAGAUACAUUGUACUAAAAUGUUUAGGUUUUGCAAUACCCUCUUGUUUACCUGAGAAAUGAUAAAAAGUUGAAGAAAGUACAAUUUUUAUACAUGUGAUAAAAA
Molecule: messenger RNA, 3308 nt
Organism: Mercenaria mercenaria
Lineage: Eukaryota; Metazoa; Mollusca; Bivalvia; Venerida; Veneridae
Exons: 2
Coding region: 75-758 (227 amino acids)
Biological process (GO): intracellular protein transport; vesicle-mediated transport
Cellular component (GO): cytoplasm
Molecular function (GO): GTP binding; GTPase activity
Source: RefSeq, a predicted model, not a curated record